Enterobius vermicularis (human pinworm) is the source of this 276-nucleotide messenger RNA. NCBI's taxonomy places the organism in Eukaryota, Metazoa, Nematoda, Chromadorea, Rhabditida, Oxyuridae. The record is from the annotation of a GenBank genome assembly.
AUGGACUGUAUGAAAUGUCCGUCGCAAAAAUUCUUUAGUUUGCUGUUCCGAUUUCGUACUACUUUGCUGACUCAUUUGCGAUAUCGGCACUGUUCCGUGCUUGAAGCCGUUCGUCAUGAAGUAAACAGGGAAUGUUGGUUACUGUGGGAAGGGGUGCCGAAGAGAACCCGUGUCGUGUUGGCGGCGACUAUGCAAGAGGAUAUUCUAUUUGGCCGGUCGCCGAGACCUCCAGAAAGGUCUCGAGAUUUGGCGGGAUCCGGCCGGUUUGGGUUUUGA